AUGCAGCUGGGAAACUAUGCCGGGAAGAAACUGGAUGAAUCCACUAAAUGUGGCGGAGGAUGUAAGGAUCCCAAGGAAACCACAGUCCAGCAGAGAAGUCACAAUGAAGAGAAACCCUACAAAUGCCUUGACUGUGGGAAACGAUUCCAUUUCAGUACAAUCCUUCUUACACAUUGGAGAACCCACACAGGAGAGAAACCCUAUAAAUGCCUUGAGUGUGGGAAAAGAUUUAAUUGGAGGUCACAGCUUAUGUCACAUCACAGAUCCCACACAGGAGAGAAGCCCUAUAAAUGCUUAGACUGUGGGAAAAGCUUCAGUAGGAAGCUAGUUCUUAUUGUACACCAGAGACUGCACACAGGAGAGAAACCCUAUAAAUGCCUUGUGUGUGGGAAAAGUUUUAGGCAGUGGGCACUGCUUAUGUCACAUCAGAGAACAAUCUCAGGAGAGAAGCCUUAUAAAUGCUUAGACUGUGGGAAAACCUUCAUUCACAAGUCAAACCUUAUUAUACACCAGAGAGUACACACAGGAGAGAGACCCUAUAUAUGCUGUGAGUGUGGGAAAGGUUUUAGAAUAAAAUUUACUAGUCAUCAGAGAAUGCAUACAGGAGAGAGACCCUAUAAAUGCUUUGACUGUGGGAAAAGCUUCAUACAGAAGUCAAGGCUUACUGUACACCAGAGAGUACACACAGGAGAGAGACCCUAUAUAUGCUGUGAGUGUGGGAAAGGUUUUAUUCGCAGCGCAGAGCUUAUUAGACAUGAGAUCACCCACACAGGAGAGAGACCCUUUAAAUGCCAUGAGUGUGGGAAAAGUUUUAAUCAUAACUCAGCACUUACUAGACAUAGGAGAAUCCACACAGGAGAAAGACCCUAUAAAUGCCACGAGUGUGGGAAAAGUUUCAGUGCGAAAUCAACCCUUACUGCACAUCAGAAAACCCACACAGGAGAGAGACCCCAUAAAUGCUUCGACUGUGGGAAAAGCUUCAUUCAGAAGUCAAAGCUUAGUGAUCACCAGAGACAACAUACAGGAGAAAGACCAUAUAAAUGCCUUGACUGUGGGAAAAGCUUCAUUCAGAAAAUAAAACUUACUAGACAUCAGAGAAUCCAUACAGGAGAGAGACCCUAUAAAUGCUUUGACUGUGGGAAAAGCUUCAUACACAACUCAAGGCUUAUUGUACACCAGAGAGUGCACACGGGAGAGAGACCCUUUAAAUGCCAUGAGUGUGGGAAAAGUUUUACUCGGAGUGCAACGCUUAUUACACAUCAGCGCACCCACACAAGAGAGAGACCCUAUGGAUGCCUUGAGUGUGGGAAAAGUUUUAUCUCAAGUUCAGCCCUUACUAUACAUAGUAGAAUCCACACAGGAGAGAGACCCUUUAAAUGCCACGAGUGUGGGAAAACUUUCAGUUACCUCUCAAAUCUUAUUAAUCAUGGGAAAAUCCACAUCAGAGAGAUGCAUUAUAAAUGCCUCGACUGUGGGGAAAGCUUCAAUAAGAGCUCAGCACUGACCAAACAUGAGAGAAUCCACAAGGGUGAGAGACCCUAG
This is a messenger RNA of Emys orbicularis (European pond turtle), 1542 nucleotides long. RefSeq names its product zinc finger protein 420-like. Gene Ontology annotation, molecular function: DNA-binding transcription factor activity, RNA polymerase II-specific; RNA polymerase II cis-regulatory region sequence-specific DNA binding. Gene Ontology annotation, biological process: regulation of DNA-templated transcription. The transcript has 3 exons. NCBI's taxonomy places the organism in Eukaryota, Metazoa, Chordata, Testudines, Emydidae. The record is from RefSeq and is a predicted model, not a curated record. The coding region runs from base 1 to 1542 and encodes 513 amino acids.